CAUCGGGUUUAUUUUGGCGAGAGUGGAACCUCUCGCUUCGCCUGAUCCUCUCUGAGGUGACAUUGUUUUGAUUUUGAACGUUAUUUUUGUGGAGUAAAGAAAGACCUAGCUAGCUACUGACUGAACUAAAUAGGCUACCCUACUCCCAGUCGUCUGAAAUAUGUCUAAACUACAGUUGUUGCGUGUGUUUUUAAAUGAGCGCUUAACGGCGGCUGCUGUGGAGAUUUUCGGGGCAGUUGAGAAAACGGUAGUGGAAUACCAGGAGGAGAAUGAUCGGCUACGGAGACUGUUGGGAAUCACACCGGAGAUAAAACUAUGUAGAAUAGACUCCCUGCAGCUCUCUGUCUCUGAAGAGGAGGUUCCCCCUGAGCAGCAGCACUGUGAGCAGGAGUGGAGCCCCAGUCUGGGGCAGAAGGACCCAGAGACCACACAGAUUAAAGAGGAACAGGAGGAAGUCAGGACCAGUCAGGAGGAAGAGCAGCUUCAAGGGCGCUUUGAUACCAAAGACUCCAUAUCCACUACUUCCUGUGUGAAAAGUGAAUGUGAUCAGGAGGACCCAUGUCAAGAAGCCGUACUAGCUGAAUACCCAACUCUCAGUCCACUGAAAACAUCUAAACUACAGUUGUUUCGUGUGUUUUUAAAUGAGCGUUUAACGGCAUCUGCUGCUGUGGAGAUUUUUGGUGCGGUUGAGGAAACUGUAGCAGAGUACCAGGAAGAGAAUGAUCUGCUACGGAGACUGCUGCGGAUCACACCAGAGAUACAACUAUGUAGAAUAGACUCCCUGCAGCUCUCUGUCUCUGAAGAGGAGGUUCCCCCUGAGCAGCAGCACUGUGAGCAGGAUUGGAGCCCCAGUCUGGGGCAGGAGGACCCAGAGACCACAAAGAUUAAAGAGGAACAGGAGGAAGUCAGGACCAGUCAGGAGGAAGAGCAGCUUCAAGGGCUCUUUGUUACCAAAGACUCCAUAUUCACUCCUUCCUGUGUGAAAAGUGAACGUGAUCAGGAGGACCCACUUCAGUCCUUGACCCACAUUAAGGGUUUCUACAUUCCGUGUGACCCUCCAGAUAAUCAAAACAUUGUCUGCAGCCACAGUUCAGCUGUAACCAAUGACCCAGUAGGGCUUGACAACAGCCCACCAUUGGAUCCCAGCCCAUUAUUGGAUCCCAGCCCAUUAUUGGGGGAACACUGUUCCAAACCCAGCAUCACGUCUAGAAAAAUUCACCAGUGCCGUGACUGUGGUAAAACGAUUCCUCUGAAAGCUGACCUGCAGAGGCAUAUGACUCUCCCCAAGAAGAGACCCAGUGAAUGCUGCUUCUGCAAUAAACAGAACACUUCCACCUGUAAACGGAAGGCCCAUGUCCGACUCUGUCAUGGUGGGAAACCCUAUAUCUGCCCUGUUUGUAGCAAGACCUUCAAAUACAAAGGAGAUCUGUCCAGGCACAUGAGGAUUCACAAAGGAGAGAAACCCUUUAUCUGUGGUGACUGUGGGAAAAGCUUCAAUCAGAAGGGGAACCUAACUGAACAUGUACUGAUUCACACAGGAGAGAAACCAUUUAGCUGUGGUGACUGUGGGAAAAGCUUCAGUCAGAAGGGACACCUUACAGUUCAUAAACUGACUCACACAGGUGAGAAACCUUUUAGCUGUGGUGACUGUGGGAAAAGUUUUAGUCAGAAGGGGAACCUAAGCAUUCAUAAACUGACACACACGGGAGAGAAACCAUUUAGCUGUGGUGACUGUGGGAAAAGCUUUGGACUCAAGCGGCACCUAACCAUGCAUAAACUGACUCACACAGGAGAGAAACCAUUUAGCUGUGGAGACUGCGGGAAAAGCUUUAAUCGCAAGGAGGUCUUAACCAUGCAUAUACGGACUCACACAGGAGAGAAACCAUUUAUCUGUGGUGAGUGUGGGAAAAGCUUCAGGCAUAAAGGGUCCCUUAAGAUACAUAUAUUGUCUCACACAGGAGAGAAACUCUUUAGCUGCGGUGACUGUGGGAAAAGCUUCAAUAAGAGGGGGAACCUAAACAUGCAUUUACGGACUCACACAGGAGAGAAACCAUUUAGCUGUGGAGACUGUGGGAAAAGCUUCAAUCAGAGGGGGAACCUAACCACUCAUAUACGGACUCACAGCAGAGAUAAUUCCUUUCGCUGUGGUGACUGUGGGGAAAACUUCGAUGAGAAGGGGCACCUAACUGAACAUAUACGGACUCACACAGGAGAGAAACCAUACAGGUGUGGUGACUGUGGGAAAAGCUUUUAUCAGAAGGCGGACCUAAAGAGGCAUAUACUGACUCACACAGGAGAGAAACCUCAUGGUUGCUCCGUCUGUGGUAAAGGAUUCACUCAUAAAUCUCAUCUGCUGAGGCAUGUGGAUAAAAUCCACAAGGGAAGAAAACAGGACAGAAACUGAAAGAGGAAAGAGCAUUAGGACAAAGAGAUUGUUUGUCAGGUAAGUGAAUAAAAAGGCAGGAUGUGGACAAAUCUCUUAGGAAGCAACAGUGAUAUGGCCCUCAUCAAAUAUGCAGACGAAAUGGCUCUGGUUGCUUGCCUGAAGGUCAAGUCCAUCUCCAGCUACUCCCAGUUCAUUGACUGCCUCUUGACGUGGUUUGACAAUAGCUUCCUUGACCUUAACGUCACCAAGACUAAAAAACUGUGCCUUGGAGGAAAGAAAGCUGGGGAAAUGGAAGCCCUUCUCUCGAGGAAAGACGUGGAGCAAGUGACACAUUUUAAAUACUUGGGAACAAUUUUCGGCCACAAACUUAGCUUCCAGUAAAACACUGACCUCAUCUACAAAAAGGCAAGGCCAUUUCUUUCCCUACUUAAGAUAGUAUGACGUUUUAAUGCAAGCAAACUCACACUGAUCGUGGUAUACAAAUCCCUGAUUGAGUGUUCUCAAUUCCAAUUCGGGUACCUCUCAGUGAUAUUUAUUGUUUUGUUUCAUUCUGACAUGUAAAUGUUUAAUGUGUUUGUUUUAUGUGUGUUUUCAUCCAUUUAUUGUAACUCAGAGUGCCAACGACACAUUUGCAUUCAGUUUAAACUUAAUGGACAUUAAAGUUUGUCUUAUCUGCUUAUUUUAAAGCUA
Salvelinus fontinalis (brook trout) is the source of this 3076-nucleotide messenger RNA. RefSeq names its product oocyte zinc finger protein XlCOF6-like. Bases 161 to 2404 code for a protein of 747 amino acids. The record is from RefSeq and is a predicted model, not a curated record. Lineage: Eukaryota; Metazoa; Chordata; Actinopteri; Salmoniformes; Salmonidae. The transcript is spliced from 3 exons.